AAAAAUUUUAUCGCAAAGAUUAUUUUAUAUCGAAGGAUAUUUACUGAAUGAGAUUGUUUGUAAGUCACAAAAAUGGCUUAUCUUCUGAAUAAGACUUCCAUUUUAUGGCGACCUGUUUUUCACAAGAAUAUAAUUUCUGGUCCUAUUAAUAAAAACACUCUUGUGAGAAGUCAUGAAUAUCUUACUAAUAAGACAAAUGCCUGGGCAGAGCAAAAAUAUAAACUUAAGGACAAUAUAAGCAAUGGUUAUCGACUUGUAUAUAGGGAACAAUCAAAUUUGUGUACAUUAAUUACUUCAACAUAUCAUUUUGGUUGGCUAAGUCUUGCUGCUAGUCUGUUUAUUCUGGGAUAUUUCAUCCUGAAACCACCGGUACAGGAAGAAGUAGAGAAUACAUUAUCCGAUGACCAAUUAAUAUUAAGGCCUUCUUCUAAUUUGGAAAGACUAUUGUUGAUAUUUGGUAGUUGUACUUUAGCAAUUAUAUUCAUAGUAGGCAGCAAAACAAUUCCGUUCCGAAUUUAUUAUAAUUCUGUAGAUAAAAUAUACAAGGCUGUGUUUGUAAACAGAAUAUUAGGCAAAACACAAAUGGAAACUUUUGGCGAAGGUACUGCUGUUCCUGCAUUUAAUCGUAAAAAUCGAAACGGCAUAUUUUUUAAAAUCAAUGGCCGUAUUAUAUUACUUGAUAAAGAAUGUUUCCCAGUGCAAAGCAUACGUGAGCGAAUGAUUUGCAAAACCGAAUAGAACUAUGUGUAUUAUAUUUAUAUACUAUUGCACUCUGUAUAUAUAU
Trachymyrmex septentrionalis is the source of this 784-nucleotide messenger RNA. RefSeq lists its product as uncharacterized. The coding region runs from base 73 to 738 and encodes 221 amino acids. The transcript is spliced from 2 exons. Lineage: Eukaryota; Metazoa; Arthropoda; Insecta; Hymenoptera; Formicidae. The record is from RefSeq and is a predicted model, not a curated record.